Molecule: messenger RNA, 1386 nt
Organism: Penicillium argentinense
Lineage: Eukaryota; Fungi; Ascomycota; Eurotiomycetes; Eurotiales; Aspergillaceae
Product: MFS transporter
Exons: 5
Coding region: 1-1386 (461 amino acids)
Biological process (GO): transmembrane transport
Molecular function (GO): transmembrane transporter activity
Source: RefSeq, a predicted model, not a curated record
AUGUCGGACGAAGACCACGGCCAGACCGAAUACGGAUGGCGCUCAUCCAGGAUCCUGAUCAUCAGCACAGCGUGUCUGGCCUUGUUUACUGAAACCCUCCUGUACGGAUUCGUGGUCCCCAUCUUGCCAUAUAUGCUGGAGGUCCGCCUACACAUAGACCCCAGCCAGACCCAGAGCAUCACGUCAGCUUUACUGAGUGUCCAUGGGUUUGCCACCCUCAUCCUGACUCCUCUCAUUGCGGCUGCGGCGGAUAAGACCCCAAAUCGCAAGAUUCCUCUGAUCAUCUCUCUCGUCGUCUGCCUCGGGGGAACAGUUCUGGUGGCAUUCACCCCAACCUUGUGGGCAAUCUAUCUCGGCCGAAUCCUCCAAGGCGUGUCAGGUUCCGCGGCAUGGAUUAUCUGUCUGGCCAUGUUGACCGACAACGCUGGGCCAGGACGAGUCGGACGAGUCAUGGGCCUCAGUAUGUCCGUUGUCAUGACAGGCACGGUUGCAGGGCCGACCGUAGCAGGCGCCUUGCUGGAGUGGAUGGGAUACUGGCCGGCCUGGUCGGUGCCCAUCGGGAUCAUUCUCAUCAAUAUCGCGGGACGGUUGAUCACCGAAGAGCCUCAAAAGCCACCUCCAUCACCUCCUCGAACUGAGGAAGACGUUGAAAACGCAGAAACAUCGCCGCUCCUGUCAGGCUCAGACUCGGAAUGUUCAGCUGAAACAUUCUCUCAGGACAAAGACACCUGCCUGCCAGCCCCAUCCUCCUUCUACUGGGUGAUGCUUCGCGACUGUCGAGUUCUAGCCAGCAUUUCAACCACCACCGUCAACUCUAUCAUCAUCGCAGGAUUUAACGCGACUCUACCCGUUCACCUUCGUGCAAUUUUCAACUGGGGCUCUUUCACCGUGGGAAUGAUGUUCCUGCUCAUCCGCAUCCCCACAAUAGUUUUCGGACCAUUCAUGGGCAUGCUGCGAGACCACGUUGGACUUCGAUACCCCACGGCACUGGGAUGGCUUCUCCUCACGCCGUUGAUCUUCUGUCUAGGCAUUCCAUCCGGUCCAGAGCAUCAUGGGAAAGAAUUCUUCGUCACAUGCAUUGCAUGCAUCGGGCUUGGAUCGACUCUUAUUCAGGGUGCGGGCGUGCUACACACCAUCACUAUCCUGCGAGACGUAGAAUUGAAACAACCUCAAAUAUUCGGACGUCAAGGAGGUCUUUCCAGAGUGUUUGCGAUCAACGAAGUCUCAUUCAAUGCCGGACUCAUGUUCGGUCCACUCUUAGCAGGGGGUUUAACCGAAGCAAUUGGCUAUUCCUACAUGAAUAUUAUUCUCGCUGUUAUCUGCUUCGCAAAUGCUGUCUUUGUAUUCUACUUCUUUGAAAAAGGAAUUUCUCAGAGCGAAAAAUAG